AUGGCGGCAGCUGACGUUGCAGACAUAGCCACGGAGGAAGAAGAAUUUAAGUGGCUUUUACAAGAAGAGGUUCACGCUGUCUUGAAACAGUUGCAGGAUAUUUUGAAGGAGGCUUCUCACAGGUUUGCGCUGCCGGUGAGUGGCUCGGAAGGAACGAUCAAGCAGGAGAACUUUGUGCUGAGCACUUUGGGCACAGACCAGGUGAAAGGUGUGUUAACGCUGCAGGGAGAUGCCUUGUGUCAAGCAGACAUUAAUUUGAAAAUGCCCAGAAAUAAUCAGCUCGUACACUUUGCAUUUCGGGAGGACAAACAGUGGAAACUGCAGCAGAUCCAGGAUGCUAGAAACCAUGUUAACCAAGCAAUUUACCUGCUUAUGAAUAGAGACGUAAACUACCAGUUCAAAACGGGCUCAGAGGUCCUCAAGCUUAUGGAUGCUGUGAUGUUACAGCUCACGAGAGCCCGGAAUCGGCUGACCACUCCAGCCACUCUGACUCUCCCAGAGAUUGCCUCCAGUGGUCUCACAAAAAUGUUCAGCCCUGCUCUGCCUCCAGAUAUCCUUGUGAAUUUCUAUAUUAACCUGAAUAAGCUGUGCCUGACUGUCUACCAACUCCAUGUGCUGCAGCCCAGCACAACCAAGAACUUCAAGCCUGCUGGAGGGUCUGUUCUGCACAAUCCUGGAGCCAUGUUUGAGUUUGGCAGCCAGAGGUAUGAAGUCAGCCACGUUCAUAAAGUGGAAUGUGUUGUCCCGUGGUUGAAUGAUGCCCUUGUCUUCUUCACAGUUUCACUGCAGCUUUGCCAGCAGCUAAAGGACAAGAUCUCAGUUUUCUCCAGUUACUGGAACUACAGACCGUACUAGUUCUCUGUGGAGGGCCCCAAGCCCUUUCAGCACUACCACUGUCUCCCUAUCUGUUUCCCGUGUGUCAGCGAAGUCCAGGUCAGCCGGAGGAGUGCUGUGGUUCACUGCCCUAUGUCCCACCAUAGGGUAGGUCCAGUGUUUCUGGAGACACACCUUCAGUGGCCUUGUUUGAGACUGCUGCAUGAGCAGAACACCAAGCAGUGCUGUGUGGUUGGCAAGAGCUUCUGCCUGUCUGUCUUCACACAUGGGAGUUGUGGUCAGUGCUUUGCAAGCCCCUGAUGAUCUACAUUAUUCUGUUGAGAGGGAUGACGUAGGGCUGUGGACCACUCACUAACUGUAUUUGUACAUAGUGCAGUAACUAACUGCUGGGCUAUGAGCUGGCUGGGAAGGGAUGAAGACAGACUAAUUUCAACCUUCAUAAAAUGUGCAGGGCAUGCUGCUCCAUGUAGUGAGAUAUGUUGUUGUGACUUGGUCCAGCUGAAGUUUUGACUAGGCCUAAGCUUCUCCCUUUCCUGUCUGUUCUGUCCCUGCCCAGGUUAUUGAUUCCCCUUUGGGGUUAUUCUUACUUGCUGCUGUUUGAACUCUUUUUUUCCCUGGCAACAAUGUGAUCAUCUAUGUUAAUAUUUUUUUCCUAAGCCCUAGUUGGGCCACUUGUUUUUUUUCCAGGUUUAAUAUCUUGUUUUCACUGUCAGCGUGUGGAGCUGCCCCAGUACCUUGAGCAGAGCUGGGGUUCACACUCUCACAUCCUGUCAUUAAACCUAAAGUGAGUACCAAGUUGUUCCUAUGAUUUGCUGCCUAUCUGUGGAUGCUACAGUAUGUAACUCAUCCCUCUAGCCAGUGAUAGCUGUGAAAUAAAGAUCCUCAGACCUGCCAUGCUCCUGUGAGGUGUCAGUGCUGAGAAUAAAGAGUG
Molecule: messenger RNA, 1765 nt
Organism: Struthio camelus australis
Lineage: Eukaryota; Metazoa; Chordata; Aves; Struthioniformes; Struthionidae
Source: RefSeq, a predicted model, not a curated record